AUGACUCAACACGUCACGAGAAUCACUCUUUUCAAAAUCCCGAACGAGGAAAAUCAGAGCAAAGUACUGGCGCUCUACCGCCAGAUGCCUCAAAAGGCCUUGAAAGAUGGUAAACCGUACAUACUCUCGGUCAAGGCCGGCCUAGCUGCUGCUGAUCAAAGAGCCCAAGGGUUCACAAUUGCGGCUGUUUCUAUUUUCUCAUCCAAAGAAGAUAUGGAUUACUACGAUAAUGACUGUGUAGCACAUCAAGAACUGAAGGGGGUUGCGAAGGGUGUUCAUCAAGGCUUCGCCAUGGUGUUUUUCAAGGAUCAAGUAACAGAGUGA
Molecule: messenger RNA, 324 nt
Organism: Colletotrichum orchidophilum
Lineage: Eukaryota; Fungi; Ascomycota; Sordariomycetes; Glomerellales; Glomerellaceae
Product: stress responsive A/B barrel domain-containing protein
Exons: 2
Coding region: 1-324 (107 amino acids)
Source: RefSeq, a predicted model, not a curated record